AAUACAAUUUUGAUUAGGAACAUACAUGAGGUGUGCCUGAGGCUGCUGAAAGGUUGAGAGUAUUUAAGUUAAAUUAAAGAAAAAAUGUUAUUUGAUCAUAGUACUAGUUGGAUUGGCGUCAAAAAUGAACUGAGUUUUCAGGAAUCCCAUGAAAUGGUUCCUUCCAAUUGCACCCUAAAUCUGAGGACCCUGGUCAUAAGCAGGUGAGCAUUAGUAACCCUCUGCGUAUCAGGAAGUCGUUGUUGCUGUUCAUUCUGCUCUCACUCCAUUUACUUUUGAGCUCACUCCUCCCUCUCAUCCUCCCUCCCUCGCUCACCCCACCCUCACAAAUCUUUCUCUCUGUUUGCCUGCUUGAGCAGCAGAGCAAAGAAAACAACCACGUUUGUUUCGCUGCAACCAGGAAACCGAUGAGUCUGAGCUGAGACAAGGGAGAACAGCGGGGUGACAACCAAAGGCUAAGAAGGAGCUGCAGCAGUUGGGUUCAAGGCCAUGACAAAGCGCAUGAUUCCGCUGUGCUGCUGGUGUUCUUGUUCUGUUGACCCUGAGAAUGUGGGACAGCUCUGCUGCUGACAUAACGACUGUCACGCCUCCUUCUGCCUUCACCCAAGGGCUGAAAUUAGAAGUGGUUUUGCUUCACUUCAUCCUCAAGCAAACUGUGAAAUGAUGGCAAAAGCGGGUUCAGGAGCACCCAAGAGUCCAAACCUGAGCUCCCAGCCUCCUCUCAGUAAAGAGCGACAGAUGGUGGACAAGAGCCUCAAAAAGCUGGACAGGCUCCACAAUCUGUGCACAAACCCCCGGCUGGGCCUGAAGAACAGCCCGCCUUACCUGCCGGAUCUGGUGAGGGAGACUCUGACGCUGCUCCAUCAGGUUUGGGAGCCCUACCUCGGCUAUAGUUCAGCAGGAGGGCAGUUUCCCAGAGGGGAUGAGGCCACGUACCUGGGAGUUCACGUCAGAAACCUGCUGGAUAAAACAGAAAAGGCCAUGCUGCUGUUCAAGGACGGACGGGAGAAGAUAUUUGAUGAGACAUCGAGCUGCAGGAGGAAUCUCACCAAACUGUCCCUGCUGUUCAGUCAUAUGCUGUGGGAGCUGAAGGCCAUGUUUCCAGGGGGGCACUUUCAGGGUGACACCUACAAGCUGACAAAGAGUAAAGCAGAGGAGUUUUGGAGACGUUCUUUUGGUAACAAGUGCAUUGUCCCGUGGAAUCAUUUCAAACAGCAGCUGAGAACUGUGCAUCCGUUUGAGGAGAGGAUGGAGGCUAUGGCUCUCAAAUCAACUAUUGAUCUCACCUGUAAUGACUACAUCUCUGUGUUUGAGUUUGACAUCUUCACGAGGCUGUUUCAGCCGUGGAGUUCGCUCAUAAGGAACUGGAACCACAUGGCAGUGACUCACCCUGGUUACAUGGCUUUCCUCACUUAUGACCAGGUGGUAGAACGGUUGGAGCACUACCUACACAAACCUGGAAGCUACAUAUUUCGCCUGAGCUGCACAAGAAUGGGUCAGUGGGCCGUUGGCCAUGUGACUGCUGAAGGGGACAUCAUCCAAACCCUCCCAGGGGACACACCUCUCUAUCAAGCGCUUAUUCAAGGAUUCAAGGAAGGCUGUUACUUGUAUCCAGAUGGUCGAGAUGUGAACCCUGAACUCACCUGCCUGUGUGAAACAGCUCAAAAGCAAACAGUCCAAGUUACAGAGGAGCAGUAUGGGCUUUACUGUGAGAUUGGAAGCACCUUCGAGCUGUGUAAGAUCUGUGCAGAGAAGGAUAAAGACACCCGCAUCAAGCCCUGUGGGCAUCUUCUGUGCAAGUCUUGUCUCUUUGGCUGGCAGCAGAAGUCUGUAGGCAACACCUGCCCUUACUGCCGCUGCGACAUCAAGGGAACAGAGUCUGUCCUCAUCGAGCCGUUCCUGAAGGACAGCAGUGACUGGGAGGAAGAGGCAGAUGAGAGAGAGGAGGGGGACCACGAGGACAUUGAAAUGAUGAUAAAGGAAAUGGCUGCUCUGAAGAAGAUUUCCAGCUUGGAUCCCCAAGUUUGCACAUCCUCUUCACCAACACCCCUCCACAACCUUACGGGCUCCCCCUGCCCCUCUCCAUCCAGCUGCUCUCAGACAUCUGGGAACAACCCAACGCGCACUCGUUCGGCUCACACUGGCACUGAAACACAUAGAAACAAAAACCAAAGAAAACCCGAUUCAGCGUCGACCUCCCAAAUGAGUUUUGACUCAAGGAUGGGAAAUACCAGCACAUUCAACGGGAGGAGACAUACAGAGAAUGAGGAAAGGAGGACAAGGCCUCGAAAAGACAGAAGCAGCCAAGGAGAUAUCACAAGAACAAUUUCUUCCUGAGUGGCAGCCGACAUCUGGAAUCUAAAACAGCCUAAACAGGAAACCAGUAAAGACUAACACGGUUAGCCAGAAAAUCAGUCUUCCGAGAAUGUAACUGACAAUUAACAACCGUCUUUCUGCACAAAAAUACCAGUGGGCAGGACUAAGAAAAAAAAAUCCCACUGUGGCCUCCUGCUGUUCGGUAAUUACACUGCCUGCAUCAACAUGGUAAAUUCACUAAGUCCCUAAUAUUGUCUCACGAACCAUCUUUUUAGUAAUGACUCCCAAAGCUUCAAAGAAAAAAAUAAAAGCUUGCAAAUGUAAUUAUGUAAGGAAAAAUAGAAAGGCAUUUAUAAUAUAAAGAGAGGAGAUUUUAAAAUGCUACCUCAUCUAUUGUCUUGUAAAUAUGCAGCACAAAUAAAAGGUACUCUGGCCAGGAGCCUGCAGGACAAAUGAAAGAAAUAAACGGCUAAUAAGUCUGA
Messenger RNA from Oryzias latipes (Japanese medaka), 2798 nucleotides. RefSeq names its product Cbl proto-oncogene C (gene cblc). Gene Ontology annotation, biological process: negative regulation of epidermal growth factor-activated receptor activity; cell surface receptor signaling pathway. NCBI's taxonomy places the organism in Eukaryota, Metazoa, Chordata, Actinopteri, Beloniformes, Adrianichthyidae. Gene Ontology annotation, molecular function: receptor tyrosine kinase binding; ubiquitin protein ligase activity; calcium ion binding. The record is from RefSeq and is a predicted model, not a curated record. Gene Ontology annotation, cellular component: plasma membrane; membrane raft.